CCCAACCAACACACUGCUUGCUCCCCGGAUGGCGGACUUCACCGGAGACCCCUACCUCGUUCUGCUCAACGAUCUCCGCCUGAUUCCCAUCUCCCACUACCUAUUGGCCUCGCUCGCAAUCUCCCUGGCCUUCUUGUACUGCUUCCUGGAGUUCCAUUUCCUCCAUGACCUCCUCACCGGCUUCCGAGGCUGCCCCGUCGCCUUGACCUACAACUCCUCCAGCCGUAUCUACCACGACGUCGUUUCCAAGUGCCGGAUUCUCCACUCCAGGUACCUGCCCACGCCCUGGCUAUCCGGCCCUCACUUCCAGACCGUCUUCCUCAGUAUCUUCGGCCGCGCUCCGGCCUUCAACUACCGAAGAGAGCUUUUUCAUCUCUCUGAUGGUGGAACUAUCGCCUUGGAUUGGUUAUUGAACUCUGAUGUUCUUGGAAGUAACAUUGACACAACUAUUGCUUCUCUGAAAGAUGAUAUAACCCCGAUUGUGCUAGCCAUUCCUGGAUUGACAAGUGACUCUGAAUCUCCUUAUAUAAAGCAUCUUGCUUUCAACACGGCAAAAAAGGGAUGGCACAUUGUUGUUACUAACCACAGAGGCUUAGGCGGUGUUUCAAUUACUUCCGAUUGCUUUUAUAAUGCUGGUUGGACAGAGGAUCUGCGAGCUGUCAUUCAUCAUCUACAUCAUGAAUACCCCAAUUCUCCUUUAUUUGUUGUUGGAACAAGUAUUGGAGCCAACAUUUUGGUAAAAUAUCUUGGGGAGGAUGGAGACAGUGUUCCAGUUGCUGGGGCUGUAGCAAUAUGUUCUCCAUGGGACCUUCUGAUUGGUGAUAGAUUUAUAACCCGUAGGCUGUUGCAAAAGGUUUAUGACAGAGCUCUUGCAAUUGGCCUUCAAGGCUAUGCACAAUUACACCAGCCUAUUUAUUCUCGCCUCGCUAAUUGGGAAGGUAUAAAAAAGUCCCGUUCUAUUCGUGAUUUUGAUCAUCAUGCUACUCGCCUUGUUGGAAAAUUUGAGACUGUGGAUACAUACUACAGGCGUUGUAGCAGUGCUAGUUAUGUAGGAAAUGUGUCAGUGCCGUUACUCUGUAUCAGUGCUUUGGAUGAUCCAGUUUGUACUAGGGAAGCCAUUCCUUGGGAUGAAUGCAGGGCAAACACAAAUAUUGUACUGGCUACCACAAACCAUGGAGGACACUUGUCUUUCUUUGAAGGAUUAACUGCUGCUGGCAUCUGGUGGGUAAGAGCUGUAGAUGAAUUUUUAAAAGUUCUAUAUAGUAGCCAACAUAUGCAUGUAAAGAAGGUGGCAAGUCCUCACCCACCUUUGAUAGGAGACUCCUCAAUAGAUCAGGGUCCCUAUGUAAACAUUGCAGAAGAUGGAAUGGUAGCUGCAGUGGGAAAUGAACAGGUAGAAGAGAAUAUGGUAGAAGAUGUACUUGAAGUUGGAGAUAUUAAACAUUCAGUUGAGCGAGAUCAACAGAGGUCACAACCAGAGUUGGAUCCUUUGGGUGGCAUUGUAGAAUCUUCUGAGCAAGCUAUUAAGUCUCUUGAUGUAACUCUUCCUGUUAGAAGAUGCUUAGGUCUGCUAUGUCGACGGAGUAGGUGGUCUUUAUGGUUGCUUGUUUACAUUGGCAUUGUGACAAGUUGGCCAGUGGUUGGUUCUGUCCUCAAGAUAGCAUUACAAAAGAAGCGCAGAGGAUAAGAACAUGUUUACAUUACUCUUGUAUGCUAAGUGUAGUUUCCCAACAUGUAGGUAAAUAUACAAUACAACUGAAUACACAACCAGCAUGGCAUGUGUAUUAUGUUAAACUUAUAAUUAAGUUGCAGACCCCAAUGUAAUCGUUAUGGUGAGAAUAAAGUACCAUUCUAGUUAUUAAAUAGGGUCUGUAGAACCAAAAAAAAAGAAGCAAUCCUAGCAUGAAUGAAUCUGCAAUUUAAAU
Messenger RNA from Argentina anserina (silverweed cinquefoil), 1925 nucleotides. RefSeq names its product embryogenesis-associated protein EMB8. The transcript is spliced from 13 exons. NCBI's taxonomy places the organism in Eukaryota, Viridiplantae, Streptophyta, Magnoliopsida, Rosales, Rosaceae. The record is from RefSeq and is a predicted model, not a curated record. Bases 29 to 1687 code for a protein of 552 amino acids. Gene Ontology annotation, molecular function: monoacylglycerol lipase activity; short-chain carboxylesterase activity.